Messenger RNA from Cebus imitator (Panamanian white-faced capuchin), 1459 nucleotides. RefSeq names its product small integral membrane protein 35 (gene SMIM35). Bases 182 to 439 code for a protein of 85 amino acids. NCBI's taxonomy places the organism in Eukaryota, Metazoa, Chordata, Mammalia, Primates, Cebidae. The record is from RefSeq and is a predicted model, not a curated record. The transcript has 5 exons.
CGGCCACAAUGCUCAGGGAGCUCCUCUGAGGGAGCCUCACUCUGCUCUCUGACCCUGGAACCUACAUCCCUCCCCCAAACCAACUGCAAGCAGCUGUGUCCUCUCCACUUGCAGCUGGAAUAGGCAGCUGGAUGCCUUUGCUCUGCUGGAAGCCGGGCUCUCUCUCUUGGAUGUCUCAGCCAUGACAGGUGAAGACUCCAUCAACACCUUGGGCCUGAUCCUUGGCGUGGGGCUGUCACUGCUGCUCGUGUCCAUCCUCGGCUACAGCCUAGCCAAGUGGUACCAGCGUGGGUACUGCUGGGAGGGGCCUAAUUUUGUCUUCAACUUAUAUCAAAUCAGGAACCCGAAGGAUCUGGAGAUAGGUCCACCCUUCACCAUCAGUGGUCACAUCAGCAGCCCAGAUGGUGGCUACAUGAAGUUCUCCAACAGGCUAGUCUGAUGCAGGGGCAGCAGCUUAUGGAGCCCUGGAGAGACUCAGUCCAGUGUCUCCCAAGUAUCUGUUCAGCCAGAAGCUCCCAUCACCACUGUCGCCUUCUCAUGUUUGGACACUAUGCUUCUUCAAGUUCCUUCCCACAAAUGGAGGAAAUUCAUUCAUUCACGCAUUCAUUUAUUCAUCAAAAUGAGCAUCCAUUGCCAUGUGUUAGGCAUUGGCUAAGUACAAAGGACACAGAAAGAAAUCAGAGUGGUUUCUGCUCUCCAGGAGCCCACAGUCAGUGCUGCAUGUAGCACUCUUGGGAAUAGCAGUGUGUCCAGGGCACUAAUGAGAGAAGUCAGCUUCAGGAGUCCUCUGUCCAUUUGACAGAUGAGACGACUGAGGCCCAGAACUGACAUGACAAGUUCCCUAUGUCCAGAGAACAGAUAGUAGCUGAGCAUUCUUUCUAUUCCCCGGGGCUGUUGCCUCUUUCUGUUUGCCCUUGGAGCAUUUCCAGACCAACAAGCUUGCUAUGGCCACCCAUCCGGCCAUUCACGUAUUAUAGCAUACCACGUGCAGGGUCAUUCACAUAUUAUAGCAUACCAUGUGCGGGGUGUCCCUGGAGCUGUCCGUGCUGCAGAAGCAGUUGGAAGAAGAGUCAGUGAAUAGAGACUGCUCAUUCAAAAGGUUGAUUGUGAAGGAUGGGCGAGAAGGUGGUGCUGGCCAGGAAGUUUUCAGAACCCUUGGCUUGUCUUCCCCACGGAAGCCUCCAGAAUGCACCAGCUGGGCCAGAUGCCCACUCUCCACAUGCCUUCAAUCCCUUGCCCAACCACAUGACAGCCCAGACAGUUGAUGUCCCCCAUCCUCCCAGCCUGACAAGUCUCGUCUGCAGUGCCCACUGCCUGCCAUCUGCUUACUGCCUGGCUCCUCCACUUUUGGAGGAGCCCAUGCAGCCCGUGCGCCACAUCAGGAGGACCGCGGUAUGGAGAUUAGACUGAGGGAGCAGGAAUGGAUGCAGAGGAGGACAGAGCCUCAUGGUGGUCCAGG